UGUAUAUCUACCCUUACAGUUUUCGUGUCUUUAAUAAUAUUGAUCGCGUCUUCAAAAUGUAUAGAUUAUAAAGUAGCGGUGACACGUUGCUUCUCCAGACCCAUAACUGCUCUAUAUCGUCUAAUUUAGAUUCAAUGAAUAUUCCCGUUAAGCUAAAGCACAAUAAAGGGAUAAAUUACACAACUUUUCGAUAGAAGCCAAAACUCCUACGUCCUGUUCCUACUUACAGAGCCUUCAUGUAAAGAUUUUGAGUGUGAUUUCAAACGCUUGUUACAGUAUGGUUUAAUGUAUUUCACAAUUAAUAUAUUAGUGUCACCAUUAAUCUUUUCAUUUUAGGUUUAAAUCUUGUCUAUUACAUGUCCGGUAUCGCAAUCAUAGGAUCGUAUUUGCAAACAAUACUCAACGCAGCCGAAAGCACAAUAUCAUCAAAUCUUUCAAGUUUGAUUUUCGGAAUAGCUAGCAUUAUUUGUGUACUCAUUUCUGGUCAAGUGGUGGAUCGAUGGGGUAGGAAGCCUCUGCUAAUUAUUUCCUGCAUCUUCAGUGCGAUAUCCAUGUUUGUUCUCGGGGCGUACUUUUACAUUAACGAAACAAAAUCAUUUAAUAUGGCACCCGUAUCGUGGUUACCAUUGACUAUUCUAGUCGUCUUUCAAAUAUCGAUUACCAUUGGCAUUAGUCCGGUGCCGCAAGUCAUUAUUUCCGAACUGUAUCCGAUGAAUGUCAAAGGCAUUGCGAUAGGAACGGUUGGAGCCUUACUGACUCCUAUCGCUGUACUUGUUCAAAUGACCUACGAACCGCUGAACGAAUUUUGGGGAUUGUAUGGUAACUUUUGGUUGUUCGGCACAUGCAGUGUUUUAGGUAUUUUCUUUACCGUCUUCUUCAUACCCGAAACAAAAGGAAAAUCUUUCCAAGAAAUACAAAUGGAAAUCUAUAAGGAUUUGGCGGAAACUGCCGAUGUUAAGUAGCUAACUACGAAUUUUGUUUGAGUUUAUCUGGAUAUGCCUUAACCAAAAUAUAAUUUAUGUAAAUAGUAGAAUGUUAUAAAAUCAUUCGUCAAAUACAGGAUUGUAAUACUCUAUUAUCAUCCAAAUCUGGAUGAAUGGGUAUCAUAUUCUUCACUUCAUUUUAAUGAUAGUCAUCGCCCAUACCAAAACAGGGAAACCAUUUGAACCUUCCCUAAUUUAAAUACUUUUGUGGUGCACAGCACUUCAAACGAACCACUCGGGAGUCUUCUUUCUUAAUAACCUAACGUGAGUCAUUAUUCAAGGAUGGGAUGCAAUUCCUGCAAUUGUGACUUAACAACUACGUAUGGUAGUGAGAUUACAAAAUGUUCUUAGACUUAAGGGAUAUCCUACAGGAUACUAUACUAUUUUGGAACGUACUAAAGCUAUACACUUAUAUAAGAACAUUUUAUAUUCUUGGAUUGUUAAUGUGUAUGCUGUGACUUAAGCAAUAUUUGCUAUUGUUCCAAUUAUAUUUGGUUUUCUAAAUGA
Molecule: messenger RNA, 1490 nt
Organism: Agrilus planipennis (emerald ash borer)
Lineage: Eukaryota; Metazoa; Arthropoda; Insecta; Coleoptera; Buprestidae
Product: facilitated trehalose transporter Tret1-like
Exons: 2
Coding region: 357-962 (201 amino acids)
Biological process (GO): transmembrane transport
Cellular component (GO): membrane
Molecular function (GO): transmembrane transporter activity
Source: RefSeq, a predicted model, not a curated record